GCAUCACUUCAGGCAGUGUACACGGUCUGUAGACAGAUUGUUAUAUAUUUAAUUCGAUCAGGGACAGAUAAAUUGAUGAAAACAACAAAAAGAGACAGGUUGGAAGAAUGCAUUACUGUUGAAUUUUACCUGUGUUAACUGGUUUGCGGUCAUCCGAUGCAAAACUAGGAACAUCACUAGUGAAUUGAAAGCAAAGCAAGAGGAUUACCAUUAGCUACGUGCAAUUGAGAAGGUUUAGUGGAAGAGGAUGGGUAAAGGCACAAAACGAAUAGCAGGGUAAACUACUUCAAAGUGAAGAAUGAAUCCAAAGGAAGAGAUUAGCAACACAUCACAGGAGGAAUACGAAGAUGACUUUGAGAAAGACCUCGACUGGUUAAUAAACGAAGAGGGCAAAGCAAGUGAGGACCUAGAGGAUGAGAGUGAUAUUGAAGCUCAGAUUGACAGAGAACUGGAGGAGGAGGCAGUUAAAAAGAAGACCGUAGAAAAGGAACAGCAAGACCAUUCAAAGAGUGUUUGUGAUAAAAACUCAGAUCUGAAAUCCCCCAGUGGUGAGGAGCCACCGCCUGAAAUCGAGCCACCUGAGCCCAUCUCGGAUACAGACAGUGAGAGUUCUUAUCAGCUGAUAAAACCAGAGGAAGUCGAUGAUGAGAUGGACGAAGAAGCCAAGAAGUAUAUCAUGGAGAAGAUAGAGCAAGCCAACCGGCAGCUUGAGGAUGAAGACCCAGUCAAUGAAAAUCGGGAGCGCAGACUGAAAUUUAAAGACAGCCUGGUUGAUUUUGUGGCACCACCGCUGGCUUAUUCUGAAGGGGAGAAUGAUAAUGAUGGAGAGGUCGCAGGGCAAUUGUCUGAUUUGCAGAUCUCUCCACAGAAGGGUCAAACCUUUCCUGAAAACAUGGGAAAGGAUCAUUCAAAGGAAGGUAAAGUGCUGAUAGAGAAAGAUGGGAAGUUUGAACUGGUUAGCAUAAAUGACCUUGAAAGCCAGGGUCUGUUGCCUCCAAUACCUUGCGCUGCUAGUGAGGCUGAGCAGAAACAGAGUUCUCCAAGGGCUUCAUCUCGCCACAGUGAAUCCUGCCCUGUGCAAGGCCUCUCCUCUAGACUCAACUCUGCUUCAACAUUCUCUUCUUCUGCUGGAGAGUUUGUUCAUGUGCCCAGGCCCCCCUCUGCUCCUAAGGGCCGCUCCAGUUCAGCAGGUCACGUACAGAGAAACACUGGCAAAAGGAUAACGAAGGCUCGAAGGGUCCAGUCUGCAAACAUUUGCUCCGGACACACUACCUAUGCCCAGACUCCCGAACAAAAAGAGAUGCGGCUUAAACUUGAACAGAAAAGGGAAAGGCUUAGAAGAGAGGAGGAAGCCAGGAAGAGAGAGGAAGAAGAGCAAAAACGACAAGAUAACGAGAAUGCCUUCCACGCCUGGAUGAUGAAGAAGAAGGAUCAACUGCAGGAGGAAAGGCGAAUCCACAGGGCAAGGGAAAUGGAAAGAAUGAACAACACGCAGGAAUCCCCAGAUGCCGAAGAGGCUUUCAAACAGUGGUUGAAGCGGAAACAUGAGCAACAGUUAAGAGAUAGACAGAUCGAAGAAAUGAGAAGACAAGAAGAGGAAAGUAGCUAUUACGUUCAUGAAAGAGAGGAAUGUGAAAAAGCCUUUAAAUUGUGGCUGAGAAGGAAAAAAGCAGAAAAACAUGCAGAAAAGCAGGCAGCAAAGGAACGCUCCAGGAGACUGGUGAUAGAGGCUAGGAGAGCCAGACGGAUGAAAGAUUUACUCUACACUAUCAGUGAGGCCAAAGCAUUCAAGUUUGUAGACAACUACGGCUACCGGUUUUGAGGUUGUCCUUCAGUAGUCAAGCCACAGCUACAAUACCUCAUAAAGGUGGUCUAGAGGCAGAGGAAAUUCAAUAAAGAAAAUAGAGCCUCCUUAUGACCUGCUGUAUUUCCAUGCUCUGUAGUAACAUUCAUUCAAAUUGUCCAGGUUGGUGAUAUGCAUGUUUUCAAUGAAGAAGCGUUUGCAAGAGUUUCUUGUUUUUAUCUUGUAGUCUAAUUGAAUAGUAAGUUUAAUUGAAUAGCACCAUAGGUAAGUAAUGCAGGUCAUGAAGCAGCUCUUUUUUCUUUUUACAUUUUAGCAAGGUGCUGUUAUUAUAUAAAGCUACACAAGACUUUUAAAUGAAAUUAUUUAUAACAUUACAAUAUGUAUCUGUUUAUAAAUAUUGGAUUUUAUUUGGAGUGAAAUAGGGCUACCUGCUGUAGGCCUACCAGUCCUUUGGGAAAUGUGUUCAAAUCAUGAUUGCAUUAUUUUCAUUUCCUUCAUGGUUGGUGUUUUAAAUACAAUUAAUAUUGGAUAAUGUAUAUUACAGAUCGAAAGGGACAGAUUUACUAAGCUUAGUUUUUUGCCUGCAGUGAUCAAAUGAAACAAUGUAUAUAUUUUUUGUAAUAUUCAGUAUUAUUACAUGAAUAUGCAUCUACCAAGUUUUGUGCUGAAGUCUUAAAGGUAUUAAAAAAGCUCACAAACUGUUAUGGAUGAAACCUGUGUAAAUUUACUGUUCAAGGCAUUUUGAAACUUUUUAAUAAGGGUUCUUUUGAAGUAUGCUAAGCUUUUACUAACCAAGAAAUUAUUUAAAUUCAGUAGUACCUUGGUAUUAUGCAUCAAGCCCACUUGCUAGAUGUAAACGUGUGUAACUGUGCAUAUUUUUACAUGAUAAAAUGUUUACUUAAUUUACACACAUAGGAAUGUGUUUCCUGUUUGUAUUCAUUUUAAAUAUCAUUUUUUAAACUGAUAAAGCCUACCAGUACCAUUUUAUGGUUUUAACUUUU
This is a messenger RNA of Polyodon spathula (Mississippi paddlefish), 2805 nucleotides long. RefSeq names its product coiled-coil domain-containing protein 181-like. Gene Ontology annotation, molecular function: microtubule binding. The record is from RefSeq and is a predicted model, not a curated record. Bases 299 to 1822 code for a protein of 507 amino acids. The transcript has 7 exons. Lineage: Eukaryota; Metazoa; Chordata; Actinopteri; Acipenseriformes; Polyodontidae.